Capsella rubella is the source of this 878-nucleotide messenger RNA. Its product is annotated as protein BPS1, chloroplastic. The transcript is spliced from 4 exons. The record is from RefSeq and is a predicted model, not a curated record. Bases 69 to 878 code for a protein of 269 amino acids. Lineage: Eukaryota; Viridiplantae; Streptophyta; Magnoliopsida; Brassicales; Brassicaceae.
UAUUUGUUCAUUUCUUGAUAUACAGAAGAGAAGAAAUUAGUUUGUUUUGAGUUUUUGAUAUACAGAAGAUGAGCUCAGAAAGAACAACAUCGCAAUGUUUCUUCCGACAAAAUAAAUAUUUCAGGAUGUUGUUUCCAAAGAGCUCAAAUUUGUCAUCUGCAUUAUGGAAUAACUUUGAGUCAUCAUUAACCGAGAGAUUGAAGAAACUCAUACCUCAAAACAAAGAUGAGAUUCUCACCUUACCUUGGAUGAUUUUUGCGAUGGAAUUACUCUAUGAUACACAUAAUGACAUAAACAUCUUCAUCACUAAUCUCAAGCUUCAUGAUAUAACUGAUUGGUCUGAUGUUUACCUGGAUAUAACCGUUAAAUUUAUGGAUUUUUGUAACGCUAUAAGCUCCUUGCUUGGUUGCAUCGACCAUUGUAUUUUACGCUUUAAGGUCCUUUGGCAUAAACUAGAAAUGAAAUCUGAGGAGGAACAAUGCAAUGAGAGUUGUUCUACUCUUAAUAGUUGUAGGAAAGAUAUUACGGCAGAAAUCCGGAAAUACCACACAGUUCUUGGGAGAUAUGUUGAAUCAUUAAACUUGUACAGAUGUGUUUGUAACAGUUUUGUCGAAUUCAGACAAAGAUGUUUUUCCAAUAAAUGUCUCAAAGCAGUCAUUGUGGGAAAAAGAUUUCUUGAAUUUGCAGACUAUUAUGGUGAUGAUGUUCUUGUUCAUGAGUCGGUCGAGGAAUCUAAUGGGGAAGGGAAAGAAGAAAUCGAGAAAUUGGAUCAUGAGCUAGAUGAACUAUCAAGGAGAAUUCGCAACUUAUUUAGUAUAACCUUAAAAGGACGUGACACCAUUUGUGAAGGUUUGUUGAGUGAAUUCACUCAUGCAUGA